Molecule: messenger RNA, 7130 nt
Organism: Anopheles arabiensis
Lineage: Eukaryota; Metazoa; Arthropoda; Insecta; Diptera; Culicidae
Gene: fz2
Product: frizzled-2
Exons: 3
Coding region: 1067-3385 (772 amino acids)
Biological process (GO): non-canonical Wnt signaling pathway; canonical Wnt signaling pathway
Cellular component (GO): plasma membrane
Molecular function (GO): Wnt receptor activity; Wnt-protein binding
Source: RefSeq, a predicted model, not a curated record
AUCACAGUCGUAUUCGGUCAGUUUCGCUUCCUAGCCGUGUUGUCAUGCGACAGCUAAAAAAAAACAUCAUUGCUAAAUUUUCUUUGCUUCCUCCCAUGUCAAUCACGAUGUGAAUUAAUUAAAUUUAUUUAGUGAAUCAAUACCACGCAUUAAUGGCUCAGGAAGAACUAGAACUAGAGCAACUUUAAUAAAUUAUUUGCUUUAUUACCGGCACACGUAUACUUUACUUCUUGUGAAGUGGGCGCAAGUGUCAUCCAAAAUCAUAAGCUAUGUUCUAUCAACUAACAUGCAGUGUUAAAGUGGUUGUCGUGAUAAAAAAAUAAAAAAAUAAAACUGUGGUGUAAACGUACUCCGUACUUCGUGCGUCUGCCUCUUCUACGAAUUUAUUGAAACAAAAAUCGUGUCGAUAACAACGUUACCCAUCAGCUUCAAAUAACAAACCGAUUAAGUGGUUUUGUGUGAGCAUUCGCCAUAUCGAGCAAAGUUGAUUAUGUACAGCCAAAAGCAUUUCAUGUUUUAAGUUAAAAUCAUCAAACAACCAAUGUGGCCAACACACCUGGCUUAUUCCUGUUUGCUUCAGUGAGACGUGAACCAGUUUAAUGUUGUAGCUGACUUGUGGUAUUGGUGAUAGCGUGGCGUUGGCAAUGUAGUGGUUUGGCACUGCCAAAAAGGACGAGUUACAGUCGCGAUAUAGCUUCUGCCUUUGCUCUACCAACUAAAAGUUCACAACUGAACAAUCAAAAUCAUUUGAUUGAGAGUAGAGAAGCGCCACCAUUUUCUUAGUUCCGGUUCUUAGUGGAUGCAUCGCAAAUACUGAUCCGGUAACAAUCAUCGUAUGCGAUAUCUAUGUUUCCGGAAAAGUCACUCAACUGUGUAGCGAGUGGUGUAAUGAACAGGAUGAAGCAAUCGUCGUCUAGCUACUCGUACAUUUGAAUCGAGAUCGACUGCCUUUAAACACUCACGUUCUAUGAUGAACGUACAUACAUUGAAUCUACUACUAUAAAAGAAUUCUACGCUUUGUGUACGCAACGAGAGCAAGAGAGAAGCAUUACUGAACAACGCCCGAAUGCAAUUAGUCGUCGUAUAUGUAGCACGCACCGCUACGGAAUGUUCAGCAGCACGAUGCGGACAAUCUAGCCGACCAAAGACCAAAGGGAAAACGGGAUUUAAUCAGCUUAUCGAGCAAUUGAGCAAUAAAAGCACCAGCAGAGUGUGCGACAAGUGCACGAAGCUACAUUAUCGUGAAGUAGCGAUAGAGCGCCUGCCAGAGUCACAAUCCAGACAAAUACAACGUAACGCGUUUGGCGAACAUACAGACACAAUGGCACUGGUGCGAAGUAAACACAGACGGCACACGGUGCGAAGUACACUGCAACAGACCGUUGGAGUACGCUGUGCAGUAAGCGUACUGCCGAUACUGCUGCUCAUGAUCAGUGGGGUAGCGGAAUGUAGCUAUCAUUCCGGUGUCAGCCCGAUGCCGCACGUACCUGCCGUGCCGAAAGAUCCAAAUUCGCGGUGCGAAGAGAUCACCAUUCCGAUGUGCCGGGGCAUCGGUUAUAAUUUAACCUCGUUUCCGAACGAGAUGAACCACGAAACGCAGGAGGAAGCCGGCCUGGAGGUGCACCAGUUUUGGCCGCUGGUAGAGAUCAAAUGUUCGCCGGAUCUGAAGUUUUUCCUUUGCUCGAUGUACACCCCGAUCUGCAUCGAGGACUACCACAAACCGCUGCCGGUGUGCCGCAGCGUGUGCGAGCGGGCCCGAGCCGGCUGUGCACCGAUUAUGGAGUCGUACAGCUUCAACUGGCCGGAACGGAUGGCUUGCGAAAAUCUGCCCGUAUCGGGCGACAGCGACAACUUGUGCAUGGAGAUGCCGAGAGAGGAAGAGCAUGGCGAAGACCGCGGCGCCGGAGGGUCGUCGGGCGGUGGUAGCGGUAGCUCGGGACACUCUGGCAAGCCGACCCGCAAAUCGCACGGUGGCAGCGGUGGCCAGAGCAGCGGCGGCGGCAAUCAGCAGAACAACAAAUGCAAGGGCAAGAAUUCAAAAAACUGCCAAAAUCCCCCAGGGGAAAGAACAAAAGAGUGCAUGUGCCGGUGCCGGGAGCCACUGGUCACCCUGGGGAGGGAAAGCAGCACCACAACACUACUGCACCAUCACGGCAGCCUAAGCAGCAACCAAAGUGUCGAAAGGGUCGGCGACGUGCAAAACUGCGCGAUCCCGUGUCGGGGGGCGUUCUUCACCCAGGAGGAAAAGGACUUCGCCGGCAUCUGGAUAGCGCUGUGGUCCGGCCUCUGCGGCAUAAGCACUCUAAUGACACUGACCACCUUCCUCAUCGACACCGAAAGGUUCAAGUACCCUGAGAGACCGAUCGUGUUCCUGUCGGCGUGCUACUUCAUCGUUUCCUGUGGCUAUCUCACGCGCAUCUUUCUCGGCCACGACGAAAUUGCGUGCGACGGGAAAUCGAUCAAGUACCCUUCAACGGGACAGAGCUCCUGCACCAUGAUCUUCAUCAUGAUUUACUUCUUCGGCAUGGCCUCCUCGAUCUGGUGGGUGAUCCUGUCGUUCACCUGGUUCCUGGCGGCCGGCCUGAAAUGGGGCAACGAGGCAAUUUCGAAGCAUUCGCAGUACUUCCAUCUUGCCGCAUGGCUCAUUCCGACCGUGCAGACCGUCUCGGUACUGCUGCGGCCCGCCGUCGAUGGUGAUCCCGUGGCGGGGAUUUGCUACGUUGGCAACACGUCCGUCGAAAAUCUGAAGAACUUUGUGCUUGCCCCGCUCUUUAUGUAUCUCGUCGUCGGCACCACCUUCCUGAUGGCCGGGUUUGUAUCACUGUUCCGCAUCCGGUCCGUGAUCAAGCAGCAGGGCGGUAUCGGUGCUGGCUCGAAGGCAGACAAACUCGAGAAGCUGAUGAUUCGGAUAGGCAUCUUCAGCGUGCUAUACACCGUACCGGCAACGAUCGUCAUCGGCUGCCAUCUGUACGAGGCGUCUUACUUCGAGGACUGGAUGACGGGCCUAACUUGUCCGUGCAAGGUAGCGCCCGGGCUGCGGCAGAAGCCGCUCUACUCGGUGCUCAUGCUGAAGUACUUUAUGGCACUGGCCGUCGGCAUCACGUCGGGCGUUUGGAUCUGGUCCGGAAAGACGGUCGAUUCGUGGCGGCGGCUCUGGAGAAGACUGUUCGGUUCGCCGGAUCCUACCGGUGCAGGACAGGUGCUUAUUAAGCCACGGCCACCACUGCCCCAACCGUACGCCACGUCCGGCAUCGGUGUACCUGGAUCGGCGGCAGCUUCCCUGCUGGCCACCCCGUACACGCAAACCGUAGGCAGUGUGGCUUCCACCAGCCACCACCACCUUCACCAUCACGUUCUCAAGCAGGCACCGUUGAGUCACGUAUGACCUGGAGAUAUCGGCGGCGCAUCUACUUUAACUGCCGGAUCCGGAUCGGUCGUAGAUCCGCGCGCCGUCUCAGUCGUUGUUACGCUGCCCGGUCCGCAACCGGGACAAGCUCUCAGCGAUUAUGGUCCGAUAUAGUUGACCGUUCGACCAGAUGCGGCAACUCGAAGAAUACCACCCAGCAAUCUAAGUGAACUGUGAAACCCGUAUCGGCUCUCAUCCCUUCCAUUUUCACCGAUUCGCUGCUGGAAGGCGAAACCGUUUGCUCCCAGGGAUAGUAGUCCAGGAAGGCGGCGAGAAGGAACGUUUUCGUCCUACGUGGCCAGCAAGCUGGUGGUGAUGGUGGCAAACGUUAGCAAUGGAGCCGACCGGGUGUGAAAUGGAGCGUGAAAGCAAUUCUUAAUAGUAUUAAAAUCAACUCAACUCAAAUCGAUACUACUUCUAUUCUCGUGCAUACAAGGCACGAGCCAGACUAAAAUGCUAUCACUGACGAUCACAACACCAUAAGCUAUCAUUACGCUCUAUCUACCUUAUCCGUAAUCGUGCGCAUCAUGCCCCCAUACACAUGCAUAACCUACAUUUAAAGCUCCUUAUGAAUAACUUAUCCGACAGGCAGGCAUAUUGUAAGGACAGUUCAAGCUAGCGGCUCUCUUUCUAGUCGAUGAUGAGGAUAGUAGUGGAAUAGUGUUUUAGAGAUGGUAAAUAGAUGCAUUGUUCGUGGAGAUGUAUGGAGUUGCGGAUGUUUGUAAGUUAUAUUUUAUACAUAGAGCUAAACACCCCAGCAAACGUAAGCAGAGGAACGUAACAAAACAGUGCGAUAAUAUUGUACAUGGGGAAGAAUGUCUACGGUGUGCGAUUGAUUCGCAGCGAACAAAGUAAGAGGGAAACAGCACACAACAGAAGGAAACACAAUUGACAAUACCUUUUCUCAUUCCUAUGCCGAUGAAAUAACUCAAAAAAAAAAAUACAACAAAUGCAAAUCCCCCGUUUACACAACAUGCAUGUGUAAGAAGCCAAGGCAACGUUUUAUACCACUGCCGCCAAUAUUUAGUUUCGUUCAGACACUCGAACACCUUGCACCACCAAGGAGGACAUUAUUGGUGUGUCGCAGAGUGCCGCUUCUAGCAGCGACGACGACGAGCAACUAACUACCGGUGAACCCUCUCUUUCUAAAAUGGUGCAUUUUGAUGAAACUUUUAUACGUAAUUAGAAUUAAUUUUAAAUGCUUUUCAAAAUUGAGCAACUUAUAUACCCCAUCGUAGAUUGGAAAUAAUUAAUCAAUCCCCCCUCCCCAACCUCCUUUUUCGGCCCACAUAAUCGCCGAUCAAUUAUAUGCAGCAUAUUUGCAAAUUAUCAGCAUCCCAUUUAGAGUAUCUACUCUGUGUUUUCGUAGAGUGUAAAUCAUCCAGCAGUCAUCAAUGCAUUCAAUUCAAUUGCUAGAACUGGUUUGCACACGAACGCUGCAAACCCAAAAAAGAAAACGCUUCAAAAUCAUUAUACCGCUUCGAAUUUCCCGUUUCCUCUGUAUCGGUGUGAGAAUUAGCCGUAGCCGGUGUUGUACAGUUUGCAAAAGUAUAUCUGCACGCUAUCGUUUUGUUUACGUUUGUUUUUGUUUCGUUUGUAGUGGGAUUUAGUUGCUUCAUGUAUGUGUGUGUAUGUUUUUUUUUAACUUUCUCCACAUUCAUUUGCCAAUUUUCAUACUCGUCCAGUGCAAGUUUCUCUCAGAUUGCCAUAUAAAAGUCACACCCUCGGCAACCUUUGCUCCCCCUUUUUUUAGCGAAGGGUUGCAAGUGACGGUUAAGAAUUACGGUUAGAUUUUAAGUUAAGCAGAGGUUGUAUCACCUGCUAGCGGUGUGCUGAUACUGGUCGGGCACACGACAUUAUCCAGUGUCCUCGCCCAUGUUUUCUAUUAGUUUGUUUUAUGUUGCAUUAUUUUUGAGUUACACUUUUUUGUUACCUUUUAUUUCCUUUUUCCGAUUACCCGUCGUACUACAAAUCAGUGUUGUGUCCUGCUUUGUUUCAAUGCAAUGCUUAACAAUAGAAUAGACACCGGUUCGCAUCCAGCUUCCUACGGUUCACAGCAACCAGCCGGCAAUUGUUGGCUUCGGGAAGUAAAUCGGUUAAAGUGUACAUAUCAACCAACUGCAAGGGCGCGUAUACAUUCAUGCAUUUUUGUAUCUCGUUGUCCCCCUCACCCCCUUCCCCUCAAAUCUUUAGUUUCAUAGCCAGGAAGUAGGGCAAAGGGAUAUUUAAACAUAAACGGCCGAGAAAUGAGAAAAUUAAGUGUAAAUGUUUUGUAAUUUAUUGUCAUCGUUGUUGGAUGCCCAUCAUUGGGGGAGAUGUGGUAUCGAUCGUGUUCGAUUCGUGUUAAUACCUCGAGCGCUCGAAGAUCGCUUACCGAGCAAUCUCAGCGCGUAGGCUCCACGACACGACAAGUGUAAUCGCUUUUGUACAGUACAGUGUAUAGAUAUUUAGACGUGUAAGCUAAACGAAACGAAGGCAGAACAAUAAGGUGUGAACGGAAACAAACAAAAACACAUCACAUGGACGACCGGGGGAGGCCGUAUUAGUAUCGUGCAGAAAGAACCAAAAUAAUGACACCUUUUUCCAAUGCAGCUAAAUAAACGGACUUCACAACUGUUUCCUUAAGAUCGGUGACAAAAAACAAACCCCUAAUCACAAAUGAUAACUUGACAAAAAGCAAUGGAAAACAACUUAUCUAUCGAUCGAUUGUGUGGAAAAAUUAUUCGGCAAAUUUAUUUCCUCAACCACAACAGCCAAACUGUUAACGUAGGUGCAGAAUGGGCUUAGCGCGUGUAGUAGAACAGGGAAAACCAAAGGCAUCUAAGGCUCUCCUUUUUUUAUUUAAUCCCUGCAACAGCAGCUCUGUCCAAACUGUGCCGCCUGGCAGCUAGGGAAAGAAGAGGAAAGAACACACAUUAACAGUGAUCAUGCACAAUACAAUGAAUGGGACGAGAAUAUCUAAUAAGAAGGGAUAUUGUUUUGCGCGAAAAGGUUCAACAAACGUUAGGACACGGAAGAAGAAGAAGAAGAAGAAACAUUUACAAAUAAAGGAAAUUUUUUAAAAAUAUCUGGUUUUAACAGAUACAUAGACUGUAUACGAAUAUUGUUCAUUUACUGCGUUGACGAAAAAAAGUAAACCGUGCGAUCGCCAACGGCAGCUACACUUUACAGGGUCACCGAAAUCAAACGAACGGAUCCUUAUGUUUGCACCUCUGUGUUUGACGAUACACUUGCAAGCAAUGCCAAGUGUUAUAUUUUGUUCUCUAACAGUCUUGUCAAAUUCGUUUGGUUUCGGGGACAAAUGUUGAAGGCGUUACUGCUGUAUACACACAUACACACACACAAAUACCGUAACAGCGUCCAAUCAAAGAACGAGCGAAACCCAGGACAGUGGCCCAGGCAUGUGUCGCAUAUGAGGUAGUCGUAAAUCAAACACACAAAAUAACAAUUGUUUAUGGGUGUUAGGAUUAUUUGCCAUUCUACGGCAAAACGGGGCCCCGACGCAGGCACGUGCGAGAAACUUAUAAAUAUUAGGCGUUUAGAUAAAAAAAAAAACUAGCCUGCGUCACACAGAAUACAAUCCUUUUUUGUAGGCUGAGAAACAAGUAUAUAGAGACAGCAGCAGGGGGUGAAGAGUGAAUAAAUGAUAAGUCAAGAAGUGCACACAAAACAGAACAAGAAAAUUGAAAAAAAAAAACGCGCAGUAAAAGCUACUAUUGUAAGA